Molecule: messenger RNA, 1262 nt
Organism: Rhodofomes roseus
Lineage: Eukaryota; Fungi; Basidiomycota; Agaricomycetes; Polyporales; Fomitopsidaceae
Product: P-loop containing nucleoside triphosphate hydrolase protein
Exons: 8
Coding region: 139-1080 (313 amino acids)
Biological process (GO): DNA strand invasion; double-strand break repair via homologous recombination; reciprocal meiotic recombination
Cellular component (GO): Rad51B-Rad51C-Rad51D-XRCC2 complex; replication fork; centrosome
Molecular function (GO): ATP binding; single-stranded DNA binding; four-way junction DNA binding
Source: RefSeq, a predicted model, not a curated record
GACGCGUCCUUCACUGGAUCACUCCCUUCACCCGGCCAUAGCUCGCGUUGGCUUACGCGCGAUCCUGAAGCUAUCGCCUCUGCGCUGCUACGCGUAUCAGUACUUCGGUAGAGGUAUACUGCUCAAGUAUACACAGCCAUGGCCAAACGCCAGCUAGCUACCCUGUCGUUGCCUGUUUUUGUGCUCUCUGCUUUGGACAGAGCAGGGUACCAAACAGUUGAAGAUUUGUCCGGUGCUACGCCUGAUAGUCUGUCGAAAGACCUUAAUAUAUCCUUGCCUUCCUCCCAGGCCGUCUUCCAGGCUACGCAAAUGCCGAGGAGUGUGCCGCUGACACAAUCGGCGGCCCUACUAGUGGGGGGGAGCAAGGCUUACUCUACUAAGCUUGCCGAACUGGAUGCGCUGCUUGAGGGAGGCUUGAAGCGAGGCUUCAUACUAGAGCUGUCUGGCCCACCAGGUUCUAUCAAGGAGACAGUAGCGAUGAACGUCGUCAGCAGUUUCGUCGAGGCAUCUCACCACGUGCUAUUCGUAGAUAUGCAAAACAUGACAAGUCCCGCCACCCUCGUUCGGUCACUACGUACAUCGUCAUCAGCUCCUCAAGACUGCCAGGGACGAGUCCAUCAUCUCCGAAUACACACCCUUCCAGACCUCAUGAUUUUUCUUCGAAACCUGCCCUCAUAUCUACAAGACCAUCCGGAAACCGCCUUGCUCGUGCUGAACUCUCUGUCGUAUCCCUUCCAAUCUCUAGCGGGCCUGUCAAAUUCAACGCGUGUUGCCCUCUUGGACAGGGUGAAGCAGACGCUCACACGCGCUUCUGCUUCCACGAAGCUGACUGUCGUUAUCACAAGCCAGCUCGCAACUAAAUUGCUGAAGCCCGACGGGUCCGCAGCGGACUUCGAGACAGGCUCGAGGGCGAUCAUGGCACCUGCUCUAGGGCCUGCGUACCUUCCCUCGGCGAAAACAUACAGAGUGUGUGUUGUACCACGGUCUAGGACCGCUGGUGUAUUCCGCCUACUGUCGUCACCUUUGGCUGUGCACGGUAGCCAGCCGCCCGUCGAAGAAGCAUACCAGUUGGCGCGGUGACCGGACUUGCUGUAUUGGUCGUUUGGGCCUAAGCCUCUGGCUGCAUGUUCUUCUAACGGAUGCGUGGCCCGCAAACACGUACGACGCAUGCAGAGCGCACGGACUGCGGCUGGCUUUCUCCACAGUGCAGCAGUUUCAUGUAUCAAGCGGGCGAUUUUCGGACAUCCACGUUUCCAUGGCUG